Molecule: messenger RNA, 1137 nt
Organism: Phycodurus eques (leafy seadragon)
Lineage: Eukaryota; Metazoa; Chordata; Actinopteri; Syngnathiformes; Syngnathidae
Product: ASNSD1 upstream open reading frame protein-like
Exons: 4
Coding region: 496-732 (78 amino acids)
Source: RefSeq, a predicted model, not a curated record
CAGACUGGACUAAUCGAUCACAGAUUCACAUUGUAGCGUUGCCGCGGCGCAGUGCGGCGCUUUAAAAAAAUAUGUGUGAUGUAGAGCUAUAUUAAUUGCGUGUUAUGCUUUCCGAACGACCCACACAGCAAAUUGUAGGUUUUAAACAUUGCGUUUGAUAAGUCAUUACUAUCAAUCUAUUGCCUUGGGCUGGAGUCCAAAAAGCAUGCUGGUGUUUGAUUUUGAUUUGUUUAAUAUAUAUAUAUAUAAAAUUAUAAACUAAAAAAAAUCACAACCGAAAUAUAGCUAUAAUGUACAAUAAUGUACAAUGUGUGUUUAUUUUACAUUCGGCUGUUGCUUGUCGCCAAGAUUAACCCGGAAGUAUUUUUGCCACUCUUUACACUCCACUCGUGAGUUAGCUUAGCCUCGGCUACUCGUGCAACUCAGAGAGCGUUCGUUGUUUUUUUUAAAGUCAUUUAACGAAUUAUUAUUUUAUGUUAUUAUUAUUUACCAAAAAUGUCUUCGAAAGUCGACAAUAAUGACCCCAAUUUAGACGGACGAUCUGCCGAACGUAAGGAGGAGCUAAACAAGCAGAUCAAGGAACAAAAGGUGGCUGUGGAUGAGCUGUCCAAUUUGAAGAAGGAUAGGAAAGUGUACGUCCAGCAGAGGAACAGCAACAUAUUGUUCCUGGCAGACAGAGGACAGACUUUGAGUUCAUGCAAGAGUCAACAAGGGCAGGACUUAACAGGUUAACAAGUGCUGGACUGACCAUGUCCAUGAAGACCAGAUCCACAGAAGUUGGACCGACCAAUGCUGGACUGACCAGGUCCAUGAGGCCCAGUUCCACAAAUGUUAGAUUGACCAAUGCUUGACUGACAAUGUCUACAAAUGCUAGAUUGACCUGGUCAGUUCAGCAUUGACCAGUCCUGCCCUUGUGAACCUAGUCAGUUCAGCACUGGUCAAUCCAACCUCUGUGGACCUGGUCUUCGUGGACAAGAUCAGUCCAGGCCAUUAUGGACCUGGUCAUUAUCGCCUUUUUUGUCCACAAGCUAAGUCACAAUCAGGUCGACGGGGUCAAAAUAUCUCUCCUUUAAUUGUUUAUUGUCAAAUAAAGUAGUUUACAUAAUGUUCACUUGAUGAUAACAAUUACUCUUGCUU